Blepharisma stoltei is the source of this 957-nucleotide messenger RNA. The record is from the annotation of a GenBank genome assembly. Lineage: Eukaryota; Ciliophora; Heterotrichea; Heterotrichida; Blepharismidae.
AUGUGGAGGCUUGUCGUGGUGAACUUAUUGUUUGCUAGUUCAGUUCUAGCAAUUAAUGGUAAAUGCAGAAUCCUCGCUCUUGGAGGAGGCACUGACAAAGGUGCUUACCAAGCUGGUGCAAUAAUUGGACUGAUUCAAAAUCUCCCAUCAGGGGAAGCUGUGUGGGAUGUGGUUACAGGAAACGGCGUCGGCGCAUUUAACGCAAUCAUUCUUGGCAACUAUGCCCUUGGACAAGAAUCCAGCGCAAUUUCGGUGCUAAAUAACACCUGGAACACCUUCACUCCAAAUCAAUUUUACAAACAAUGGCCAGGUGGAGAAAUCACAGGCAUUUAUUGGGAAAAAGGCUUAUUUGACACCUCUCCUAUGGGUCCUACAAUCAACAAAAAAAUCCCAAGCACUUUCCAGAGAUGGACUGCAGUUGGUGCCACAGAUCUUGUAUCUGGAAACUAUGUCCUUUUCAACAGUUCAUUCCUAGAUAGCGAAACCAUGGCAAUAGGUGUUAAAGCCAGCUUAGCUACUCAAGGAGAAUUCCCAUGGAUUCCAUACAGCAACCUUCAGCUUUCAACUGGAUGUAUUAAAUACACCGUCGAUAUUCUAGAUGCAGUCACUGCCUGCACCAACAAAGGAUAUACAACUGACCAAAUGUUCGUAGAUGUCGUUAUGGUUGCAGGAAAAACCAUUCAACAAAUCGAUGCAUCAAAAUUCAAGACUCCAGAUGUUUUCCAUAGAUACUUAGAAAUUUCAGCUUUCCAAGAUACAAUGAGAGUAGAAGAGACUGUGAACCAUGAUUAUCCUGAUGUAACUGUAAGGAACCUUAUUUUCCCAUCCCAGACACUCAACUCUUCAAGCUUGCCUUACGAUUAUGAUGCAAGUGAACUUAGAGCGCAAAUUGCAUUGGGAAUGUCAGAUGCGAAAAGUCCAAACGUAACUUUAUCAUAUUAUAUGGCUUUUCAAUAA